UGUGACCGGCUCGCAAAACACAGCCAGACGGUUUCAGGAGACCAAAUGCCAGCUUCAUUGAACAAGCUCGGUUAUCGAGAAUAGAGACAGGAGGGACAGACGUUUCCAGUGUGCAGACACACACAUAACAAUACACAGAAAGCUCUGGGGAACUCGGGGAAAAGGACAUUUUCACAGCCUCAAGAACUUCGGUAGGAGAAAGCAGAAAGAAGACCAAUCGUUUCAAAUAUAAAUCAAGGGCAGUGGACACGCGGGAGUUGAUUAUUCAUUCCGAUAACUUGUGGAAUUAUAAGGGUAACAACAAUUUAAAAAAACUACCUCCGCCAUUUCAUAUUUGUAUUAAAUUGUUCCUUUUCUUUUUAAUUUUAUUUUAUCACCUGUCCUCUGAAGAGCUGACAGCCAGACGGUGUAGUAGAAUUGCAGUGCAGUGCGUAAAGAAACUGAACGCAGCACCAGGAGACGGAACAGCUCACUGCGUUUACCAACAAGAGACAGUGAGGAGGAGUGAGCGAGAGACCGACUGAUUUUUUUUGUAUUCUUGUAUUUUUUAUAUCAUAUUUAUUAAUUUAUAGCCUACGCGAACAUAUUUAUUUUUUUCCAAUUGUUGGUUCUGUUUGGGUCAGAUUUUUUUUCUUCUUCAUUUUUUGGAAUAUGGUUGGGGAAAUGGAAUCGAAGGAGAAACCUAAGCCCACCCCAGACUAUCUCAUGCAGCUCAUGAAUGAUAAGAAACUGAUGAGCAGCCUUCCCAACUUCUGCGGGAUUUUUAACCACCUCGAACGGCUGCUUGAUGAAGAGAUCAGCCGGGUGCGGAAGGACAUGUACAACGACACGCUAAAUGGCAGCACAGAGAAGCGGAGCAGCGAGCUCCCUGACGCAGUGGGCCCCAUCGUGCAGCUCCAGGAGAAGCUCUUUGUCCCUGUAAAAGAGUACCCCGAUUUUAACUUUGUGGGCCGGAUCCUGGGACCACGGGGGCUGACAGCCAAGCAGCUGGAGGCAGAGACAGGAUGUAAAAUCAUGGUGCGCGGGAAGGGCUCCAUGAGGGACAAGAAGAAGGAGGAGCAGAACCGAGGAAAGCCCAACUGGGAGCACCUCAAUGAGGACCUGCAUGUCCUGAUCACGGUGGAGGACGCUCAGAACCGCGCUGAGAUCAAGCUGAAGAGGGCCGUGGAGGAGGUCAACAAACUACUGGUGCCUGCGGCGGAGGGAGAGGACAGCCUGAAGAGGAUGCAGCUGAUGGAACUGGCCAUCCUCAACGGCACCUACCGAGACGCCAACAUCAAGUCACCUGCCCUUGCCUUCUCUUUUGCAGCGAACGCCCAGGCGCCCCGCAUCAUCACCGGCCCCGCCCCUAUGCCCCAGAAUGCCCUGCGCACGCCCACCCCGGCCGGCCCCACCCUAAUGCCCCUGAUCCGACAGAUCCAGACCUGCAUGCCCAACGGCUCGCCCCACCCGGGCGUCAUGACCCAGGGUCCCGAGGCGGGCCUCAUAUACGCGUCGCCCUACGAUUACCCCUACACGCUGGCCCCUGCCACCUCCAUCCUGGAGUACCCCAUCGACUCCAGCGGGGUGUUAGCGUCCUCAAAGGCCGAAGAGCUGCCCCUCUACCUGGGGUUUCAGACCUGUCACUUUCCCAUCACUGUGCAGCGAGGAGAGCCCUCCAACCGGCCUCCCUUUUAAAGAAACACCCCCUUCCCUCCCUCCUUCCCUCCAUCCCCUCACACAACACACACACACCUCCUCCUCCCCCCCUCUCUCCCUCCCCGCCACCACACAUUGGACUGGUCGAGGAUCGGCCCUCUCUGAACAACCACAAGCCACAUGGGGAAGCCUCAGCCCUUCCUCUUUGAACGUCUGUUCAAAGUGACGUGUGUGUUACUGAUCAACCCUUUUUGAUUUCCUGUCCUGAUGAUGAUGAUGAUAUAUCUGUGUAUGAUGAUGAGGGAGAAUAAGCACUGAGCCCCACACUGCUGGAGACCCCCCUUGGGGCGGGGUCCCCCGUCACCCUCUCUCUUGGGUGUGGCUCUGGGGCAUCGGGAGAGGUAACAUGAGGUGAGGGGUCAGCGGAGGUCGGGACAGAGGGGUUACGGAGCCAAGGGAGUGGUGGGUUUGUGUUGGUGACGAGGUUAAAGCAUCUACUGUAGGCUUGACAGGCUUUAUUCACAAAGGGAUUUUAGGACUUUCUGUCCCAACACUGACAGUCUUUACUUCACUCUUAUCACAAUAUUCACCGAAUUAUUAUUUCAGCUCAAGUGUAGCCACUCGAAACAACAGGAAGUGAGUGAACAACAUGGCCCUUUUGUAUCGAGCUUUUUUGUAUCGACUCAAAAGGAAUGUCCUAAAAUGGCUUUGGGAAUAGGGCCUGGUGAUGCUUCUCAAAGGACCGCCGGACACUCCUGGCACUAAUUCCCGGUUCCCUUCCUUUAUUCUAUAGGUGUGGCUUUCCCCACGAAAGGCUAAAAGAAUUUCAAGGAUCCUUACUGAGCCCCUCAUUCGAUCUAAGUGUUAACACACAGACACUUUUGUUUCCCCAACGGCCUCUUAGUAUAUCGAACCAUGAGUCAGGCCUAUAGCAGUCAGACAGACAGACCCCCUCACUACUGAUGUUUACACUGGCCCAACCUCCCCAAAGAGGCACAGCUCUUUAUACCAUGCAUGAUGUGUGUGUGGUGGUAUGUGCAUCCUGUACACCCGCAGCCACACAUGUAUAUGUUGUUCCACUGACUGCUAUGUCUGGGCUUGAGAAUCUCUACAAAUACUGUCUCGCUUUACUAAUCACUUAAUUCAUUGCCUUUUUUCUUUCUUUUUUUUUUAAUAAGAGAUGUUACUUUUUUUAUUACUGCAAAUGUGCCUAAAAGCUUUCGUCUCUGGGCUUUAACCAGAGAGUGAGUGAUCAGUAUUAUAUUUCAAACGAAUAACUAGAGAGAUGCACUUCCUGAUGCUCAACCUGAGAUUAUGUGACUAGUAAAGCUCCCCUCUCUGUCUGUGUGUGUGUGUGUGUGUGUGUGUGUGUGUGUGUGUGUGUGUGUGUGUGUGUGUGUGUGUGUGUGUGUGUGUGUGUGUGUGUGUGUGUGUGUGUGUGUGUGUGUGUGUGUGUGUGUGUGUGAAUGCAUAAAUGCCUAAUGUCUGUGAAUCUGUAGCAAGGACUCGAGUAAACAAUGGAUCCUUACAGUCAAUGCUACUCCAUUGUCAUGGAUGUUACUAAGUCCAAUAUUUCUCCUUGUUGCAACAAAAUAUAUGAGUAUAAUUUGUGCCUUAACAUGUAUUUCUAAUGAUUUUUCCUAAUUUUGUUAGAUGUUUGGUCAUAUAUAUAAGCCUUUAUGAUAUGAUGAAUUGAAUUGAUGGAAAUGGUGAAGGAGGAAAUGACCUAAUCCUUGUUUUGGUCAUGUUGUUGCAAUCCGAGCAGGUGCAGUGACUACUAAGGUUCGAAGGCACGAACUGCGGGUCCAUCCUUACCAAAGGAUAGUGACCGCAGACCGAGGUUAGUUUAGCUCCUAUGCUUUUGUGUUUUUAUUGCUAAUGCCUGCUCACUGUUGGUCCUGAUCUGUUUUGCAAUAUGUACAAAUUGUUAAGCUAGUCGUCCCAGUUUGUGAUGUGAUGCAACAUACUGCACCCCCUUCCUACUCUUGGCCUCUGAGAAGGUUUAUUUAGGUGAUUCUGAGGAAUAGUGACCACAACACUGUAGGAUAAUGAUGCUUUUGCUAUCUAGGUAGAGACACAAACACGCAUACCUGCAUUUAUACAACAAACUACUCCACUCCAUUAUUUCGAUGACUUUAUGAAUCUGACAUGAUGUUGAUGACAGAUAAUGGACUAUACCCCUUCUAAAAGAAAGAAGAUGCAAUUAUCUGUGUUUUAGUUUCCCCCUCUGUUGAACGAGAAGUUUGCAAUUUUAUGCACUUAAGUCUUCAACUCCUUAUUAAGUGGAUAAUGUAACACUAUAAUUGAUCAAGUAUGUCCAUUUGUAUUUAUUUGUUUGCGGAAAUUACUUUUUGGAGAAUCUGACCCAUUUUAUUGUCAAAGACAACACAAAGUGGGUGUAAACCUGUCAUGUCCUAUUUGUUUUUUGUUUUCACUGUCUAAUUGGACUGCAGUAGCUUCCCAUUUUUACUACAGUAAUUUAGAUACAAAAUUCAAUUGUUUAUUUAGUGUCAAAAGUCUCAACAGCGGCCUUAUGAGUAGAUAGGGGUGGACACGUGGUGGGCUUUAGUCUGGAAAUAGCUUCUUCUGCAGAUAGGUAAACAAACACAACUGCCAAACCCUUUACUCUCUGAAGUCUACCCAUUUCCUGCCCUCCUUUUUUUUAAGUCCAUGCAGAACUUUUACUACCCUUACUGAAUAAUUGAGAAUAAUUGAGGAAGUUAUUGGAGAAGGAACCAUGUGUGAAGUUACACAGGCAACUAGGAAUUUGCGCGAUCUGUAGUCUACAGUGUCUUCUCUUUUUUCAUCCUUAGACCUCAGUGCUUCAAACAACAAGUGUGCCUUGUACAUGCACACACUGUGUAUCAUCACAAUUACAUUUCAUUACAGAUAGUACCUAAUCAAGGAAACGGUUGCAAUGUGCCAGGGGAUUUGAUGCCAAUGCCAAUUGAAAACAGCCGACAAGCAGUGUAUUUAUCAAUACGGCUACAUUUUAGUACAAACAUUGAAAUAGAACAAUCCAGAGAAAUUAAAUGAAAGUUCAAUAACCAAUUAAUUAAUCACUUUUUUUUUUUGCUGCUAAAUGAUAUGGAACAAUUAAAGAGAGAAUUCACCCAAAUUACAAAAUAACAUAUUGGUUUCUUUACCCUGUCAGCAGUCGGACAAGGUAUGACACAGCAACACAUGGUUUGGUUUAGUUUCCCUGACACUGUGUCCACAGUAAUCCAUUUUGUAAUUUGGGUGAACUAUCCCUUUAACAUAUAGCACUGUAUGUUCAUCACGUACAGUCAUAGUGUCGCACUUUAUACGUUGUUGGACAUUUCUUGAAUCCUUAUACUCUUAAAAAAGAAAACGUAUUUAUGUCUAUCAUCAACAUGACCCGUCACAGUAAUGAGUCAGUGAUUGUCUUUACAAAAAAAAGUGCAGAUACACACAGUAUAUUAUACAGACUGUAUCUAAGGAUAUUCAGAUUUCACUGUAGAGCAGACUGUGAAUUGCCUCUGAAAACAUUACAGGCCGAAUCUGCCCUAAAACAAAUAAGUAAUGUAAAAAAUAACUGUAACAUGGAGUUCCUUAAGAAGUGCAUAUUAUUACUAAAAGGUCAAACCUUAAUCAACAGUAAAAAAAAAUCUGAUAAUGGUAACGGAUAGGUAACACUGACAUAAUUAAUGAGAAACCAACAUCAGAUUCAAUUGCACAAAGGCCUGUAUUUAAUCUACCUCUUCAUAGGUUUGGCCCCAUACUCUGAUUUAACAGUUUUACAACAUUAAGAGUUUGGACAACACUUUAUCCAAACAUUAAGGUAAUACAAUAUAAUAUGAUUGACAUUUGUGAUUCAGUGCGGUUCGGAUGGUGAACCAUGAGGCAGGUGGAUUGAAUGCAGGCCAACCAGUCAAACCUGUGUGUUUAGAGGCAGGCUGUCUCUGAUGGAGGCAGGGGAGGAGGCAGAUGUAAAAUGGCAUCUGAAAUGUGGGUUUCUUUAUCAGCUCACGUUGGCAAAGAUGUUGAACAGUCUCAGUAUAGUAUCAAAUAAGUGCAUCAAUUGGGUCUAGAGAUUUAUACAGUAUAUUCCGAUUUAGAUUUUCCUCUGGACAUUUUACAGUGCAUUUGGAAGCGUUUACAACAGCUCUCAACGAUACACCGUUUUCUCAAACUCUUAGUACAGUGAGAUUUACAGCCUCUUGUCAAUCUGGUGAAGAAGCCACACCUUUCUGUUUUCUUUACAUCUGUUGCACUUUGCUUCGUUUGAAAAGAGAGACUUUACGCCACAGAACUUAUUUUUGCACUGAAUGAUUUAAAAAAAGUAAAAAGCAUUUUUUUUAUUUGUUUAUUUUUUUUAAAAUCUCUUCUGCUCCAGUCAGAAGGGCAGACAUGUUUAAAAAGUGACAACUACGACAAACCUCAGACGAUGAAAUAAGUAAAUGAAUACAUGUAUGAUCUAAGCUGAAGAAGUCUUAAACGGACCACUGUGGAGUGGACAGAGAAUUCUAGGGUUCCACUUUAUGGGUGAGAAAUUGCCAGAGUAUGAAUGCAUUUAUUGAGAAGGAAAAAAAAUCACCUUGAGACAUUUUUUUUAACGUUUUACUGUAAGCUUCUUUUUAUUUGUUGUUGUUGCAAAGAAAAUAGUAUAUACUUGUGGCUUCUUGAAAUAUAUAUAUAAAUAUAUAUAUUAAAAAUAUAAAGCAGGAAUGUAUAUGAAAUGUCAGAUUUUACUUGUAUUUUGCAAAGAAAUAGCCAGGAUUAUUCUAGAGGGCUAUUUGUAGGAAAGACACAUAGCAGCUUUAUAGAACCACUUUAGAAAAUGUCCUAUAUUUUUGAAUAUAUUUUAGGGCUUUAUACAAAAGACAGGACCUUUUCAGUGUUUAUAUGCAAGUGCAUUUUAUAUUAUGUGUCCUGUGAAAUGUCUAUUGUCUCCUAAGCUGAGGGUACCGGCUGAAGUGACAGCUUUAGCAUGCUCACGGCUUCAACUUCCAUGGCUAGUGUGCUAUUCUAGAAAAUACCAUGUAGUGUUGCUUUGUACCAUUAAGGCAAGGAUUUUCAUGUUUGUUGUAAAUAGAAAACAUACUUUAAAAAGGCAAUAAAAAAUUAUAUUGAGUAAAAAAAAACUAUACACACUGUUUUGGCCCUAAAUGAUUUUGUCCACAAUGAUGUGGUCUUCUUGAAUUUCUCAUUGUAUCCUCUCUAAAUUCAUUUAUUCUAUAACAAUAAGACUUAUUAAUAUUCGUUUCCAUCACUACUAGCCGCUUGACUCUUGAACCCAUGAAGGGCUCUAAUGACUCUUAACAGUCAGUUAACAAUCAUUUUACUGACUGUUGUCCAAGACUAUUCCUUCCUCCAUCUCAUUUUGAUCUUUUCUUCUGCCUUGAUUUACUGUCUAUUCACUUGACUGCUACUAACAAUUAGACAUACUGUUAUUGUCUUAUUUAAAUUUCCUCCUUUUUAACAUUUGAGCUAUGGGGGGGGGGGGGGGGGGGACAUAUUAUGUAAAAUCAUGCUUUCAUGAUUUUACGACACUGUAUUAAAAUAGAUGAAGAGUUAUUCCUGAAUUAUUGGAUUCAAUCAACCCACCAUAUGAAUUGUCCUGUAUCUAUACUAACAAAAGAAUGCAUUCCUUUUUUUUUUCCUCCUUUUUUUUUACACAACGUUCUCGCUCCAGCGCUCUGGCUUUGGUCAAAGGUGUUGUGAAAGAUAUGGAAACACAUUGUGACACGUGUAAGUUGGUCAGUCCCAGUUAUGGAGAAAUCGUAUGGUGGGUUGAAUGGAUGCAAGGUAUAGCUCUGAUUGGUUAAAUCAUAUUGUCAUCCUGCUGUCACUAGCCGAGACUAAUCUCCUCUCAAUCUUUGUUCUUUCCUUUCCUUUUUGUUUCUCUCCUUUAUUAUUUUUCUUUCCUUUCUGUUUGUUUGUUUCCUAACCCUUCCCCCAGCCGCCACUGGCAACUAACCCCUGACCUUCUGACCUCUGAACUCUUCACACAUGAUGACCUGGCCAUUGCCUGCCCGCAGAUCAGUUCUUCGGUAGAAAGAAAGAACACAUAAAGCAGCCUUGGCUUGUUACAUUCAGUCAUGGCACAGCUUCUCAUCAGCCGAAUAAUGGACACACUAUAAUGGCUUGGCGGGCCACUCCUGCCUGCCCUGUCUGCUUAAUAGGGGGACUGACCCUGGCUCUAGACCUGCACUGAAUCAUUGUUAAGCAAUAAGGUCUGAAAUGCCCCCUCUGAGCAUCACUGAACGAGUCCCCAGCCAGGCAACUUCCAAACACACCACACCAUACUCUAAAACACCCUGGUAACGGCUGGUCGCCUCAUCCGGACUGAAGAUGAAGAAGGUCGGCACCCUCCCACCCCUCCGACCGCCCAAACCCACCGCAUGUCGCCCAGGUGACUUUCCCACUGUCAUGGUAACGGAGCUGGCUCUGAAUGUAUAGCAGCGCGGUGAGGCCUUCCCGAGCAGAGUGCAUGCACCUCUCUCUGUCUCUCCCUCUCUCUGUCACUCUCUGUCUCUCUGUCUCUGUCUCUCUGUCUCUGUCUCUGUCUCUCUCUCUGUCUCUCUCUGUCUCUGUCUCUCUCUCUCUCUCUCUCUCUCUCUCUCUCUCUCUCUCUCUCUGUCCACCCAUAUAUCCUUGCCAACUGAUUACCCCUCUCCCUUCACUGACUCUCUAUGAAAUCCUGGUUCUGUUAUGAAAUGGAAAUUGGGGGGGGGGGGGGGGUUCAUUCUAGCAGGACUUGAAGAGAGACUAGGGGUCAAAAAAGAGUAUCAAGCGUAUAGAAGGUGGAGUACCUGUCCCGUUACCUGGCAUUGUUGUUGUUUUUCUACCAUGAAGGAAGAUCUUGCAGUCAACUGUUUUUUUUUAGGAUGUAAAAGCCAUGCUUGCCUAUCUGCUGUACAAAUGUAUUGAAAUUGUAGAUACAUGUGUAAAAAUGGGGGAGAGAACACCUAUGUAAAGAAAAUAGACACUUUUAUUAUACAUGGGUGCUCAUGGCAAAGAGAAAUAUCUAUUUUUCAAAAACAUAGUCUUUUAUAUCUUCAUGUAUUGUAAAGAGAAAUUUAAAAUUAAACCCUUUAUGUCAUGAAAACAAUCCUGUUUUCUUUCUGUGGAUGGAGAGGUGAAGACCAAAACAACCUUUCAUUUGAUUUCGAGGGUUGAGCAUUUAACUGAAGUGGAAAAACAACAAAGUGCCUUAUUAUGGUUUCUGAUAUCUGAAUGUGUCAUCCUCAGCCUUUAAGCUGCAGGCCAGGUCAGUACACACAGUCUUCAGCCACAGAGAUGCCCUUAGACGGAGUCAGUCACCUCAGCCUUUAAGCUGCAGGCCAGGUCAGUACACACAGUCUGUCAGCCACAGAGAUGCCCUUAGACGGAGUCAGUCACCUCAGCCUUUAAGCUGCAGGCCAGGUCAGUACACACAGUCUGUCAGCCACAGAGAUGCCCUUAGACGGAGUCAGUCACCUCAGCCUUGUUGCUACACUAGUCAGACACAGUAGGUCUCCUUCCACCAUCAUUUAAGUGUGACUCUAGGUAGGUACACAAGUUCUUUUUGGUGGCUCCAUAGAGUAGUAAUAUCAGUUAUAUAUUAGUAAUCUACCAAUUGUGUCAGAGUCUAGGUCAUUAGACCCUUUGGUGCAAUGUCCUAAAGCAGGGAUCAUCAACUAGAUUCAGCCACGUGACAAUUUAUUUUUAAGUGGAUGGUCAGGGGGCUGGGACAUAAAUACAAAUAAAUAAUUUGUAGACUGAAAAUGUACCGCAAGAAGCCCAAACAGAAAUAAUAUGUGACUAAAACAUAAUAGUUUCAAACCUUGCUCACAUUGAUAUAUGAUCACAAUAUCACUCUAUUAUGCGUGGUAAUACUUUGGAAGAGAUGUCCAAAAUUAAAAUCACUUGGAGCUGAUUUGCCUGUUUUUACAGUCUUGUGGGGCCAAUUAAAAUCCCCUGUGGGCCAAAUUCAGCCCGCGGGCCGCCAGUUGGGUAACCCUGUCCUAAAGGGACAAAUAUAUGAUAAAAGAGAGCUGUAACAUGUCCAGUUCGUAUCUGAACUGAGAAAAUGAUUGGCCUUAUAGUAUUUCACUGUGACGCCCCUGAGACUCCGGUUGUCUUUGUCUGUUGAGGAUGGCCUCAGAGUUCCCCAAUUAUUAUUUCCAGUAGUAUGCUACUCAUGCCAGUUCCUAGGUUUUACACACAAGGACAUCUUGACAUGCAUCGUCUUUACAGUUAGUAGUGUUAGAAGUGUCAUUCUGGACUGCCUUAUGUAGGAGUUGUCAUUGGCAUAGACAUCCCACUACCCGUGGAGCUGACAUCCCACAUCCCUCUACCAUGAUGUAUCUCUCUACCACCUAUCCCAUUAGAUGAGGACGUGUCUGUUUCUGCCCUCCUGAUUUACUUCCUAUAAAGGAGUAUUGGGUCUAUAGUCUUACUGCUGACUCGACACGUGCUGUGUUAAUUGGAGGAGAAGGGUUUAUGUGAUUGUGGUACCUAGUGAUUGACUGUAAAGCCUGUGUGUACUUCCUGGUCUGCACCAAAAGAUUGCUCCACAUCCCCCUCUUUAUUUACUAUGCAACAGAAUGGCCUCUGGUGGUGCAUGAAGAGUUUCUGUGUCUCAGAUUGUCUUCAUGUGUGCCAUUUCUUUUCAGUUACAGUAUUUAUGUUUGCGAAAUGAUUCUCCAGUGCAAUUGCAUAUGAUUAUAAUCCAUUAUAAAUGAUGAAUACGUAUGGAUUCUCAAUCACUAAUAUGAUACGUGUUAUUAUCAUUGUUACCAGAAGUCAUUAUUAUAUAAGACAAUGGAUUGACUUUGAAGCGAGGCGAAUAUGAAUAUUUUACAUAUAAUUGUACUGGUGAUAAAAGAAUGGUAGCAAACAAAUGGUUUCCUUGGUUGCGAGUGAAGAGACAUCAGAACCAAUAUAGAAUGGCAUCCCAUCCCUUAGUAAUGUUACUGUUAUGCUAUUAUCAGAGAUUUUUUUUAUCUGUGCCAUUUUGACAGCAUUAUUCUUGGACCUGGUGUGUUUUUUUCUUUUCUUCUGAGUGUGCAAAUCAAGCGUGUUAUUCUGUAGGACCCCAUGCUGUCGAACAACUGAUCCUGUUAGCAUUUACUCCAUGGAUGGUGUGCGACCAUACCCAAAUGAUUUCCUAUGAGAAAACAAUAUGUGUAUUUGCAGCCAUUGUUACAAGUUUAUAAUGUAUUUUUCUAUCUUGUUUUAUAUGUGUGUAAGAAAAGAAAAAAAAGUGAAAUGACUUACAUAAACGACAACAGCAGCUACGUUAUUUGUUUGAUUUUGAGAUUCUUUGUAGUUUAUUAAAUCUGUUUUUUUUUCUUCUCCCUUAAUCCUGGUCCUGGGGAACCAAAGAGGUGCACACCUGAUUCCUCUAACGGUCAACUCAUCAUAAAACCUUUGAUUAGUGGAAUCAGGUGUCUAGUGCUAGGGCAAAAACAAAUAUGUGCACCCCUUCGGGCCCCCAGGACCAGGACUAAGAAACACUGCAUUAAAUUGACUCCUUGACAAAGUCUUAUCUCUAUUACUGAUUCAGACCAUUGAACUUUUUCCUUUCCUCCCGUGUUUUGUUGUGACGUGUUAGACUUAGCCAGUAUUAUUUAAUAAAUGAUUCCAAACAGACG
Molecule: messenger RNA, 11240 nt
Organism: Oncorhynchus mykiss (rainbow trout)
Lineage: Eukaryota; Metazoa; Chordata; Actinopteri; Salmoniformes; Salmonidae
Gene: qkib
Product: QKI, KH domain containing, RNA binding b
Biological process (GO): regulation of mRNA splicing, via spliceosome
Cellular component (GO): nucleus
Molecular function (GO): mRNA binding
Source: RefSeq, a predicted model, not a curated record